Messenger RNA from Saccharomycopsis crataegensis, 1251 nucleotides. RefSeq lists its product as uncharacterized. The transcript has a single exon. The coding region runs from base 1 to 1251 and encodes 416 amino acids. The record is from RefSeq and is a predicted model, not a curated record. NCBI's taxonomy places the organism in Eukaryota, Fungi, Ascomycota, Saccharomycetes, Ascoideales, Saccharomycopsidaceae.
AUGUCAGAUUCUGAGGAAUAUUCUGAUGCUGAAAUCAUCGAGAUCAUUGAUAAUUCUUCGCUCUCGCAAAUUUCCUAUACCACCGCCAACAACAGUUUAAGCGCCGAGAAACAAGAAGACAACACUUUGCGGACGAACGGUGAUAUUACUAUUGAAUUAUCAUUGAAAGAUAGCAAAUUUUAUGGGUUACCACCACUUGAUUCGAUUCUCGAGUGGAUAUUUUUUGACGGCCCCGGGAAUUCCCAGGUUUCGAUCAUCGUCAAAUUGCCCAAACACCUUUAUCUAAAUGAUCACAUAGCACCCAAUCGAACUGCGAUCCCAUUAGAGAAUUUUUUGUCAUUUGAUUUAAAAUAUCCACAACCUGAGAAUUUAGCACGAAAAUUCGCAUGUUUUCCUGUCAAUGCUGAUGACUUUGCUCGUCGACUUCUUCAGCUGGUUAUCCCAAUACCCACAGAUCAUGCAUCAUGUAAUCAUUCUAACAAACAAUUUGCCAUCCCACUAUUUCCCAGCAGCUUCUCCAUGGCCACUAGUAUUUCAAUCUCUCAAGAGCUUAACCGUCUUGUGAAACUCCAAUCUCUUACUAGUAACUCCUCUAUAUUAUCAACCGGAUAUAAUCAUAUAAUCUCUACCCUUAAUCUCGAUGGUUUGACCCUCAUGAAGAAGUUUUUGCAAAAACGACGCACUUUGAGGAGUUUAGGUUUUAAUUCCAUGCUAUGGCGCUCAGAUCUUCUAAUGUCAAAAAUCAUUGAAAAUCAUCUACACCGUUACUUGGACUGGACAAUUCAGGUGACCGCCUCAAUAAAUGGGUUUCCCAACAUUACUGAAUUGAAACAAGCCAUGCUCGCUAAAUAUUUGAGGAUAUUCAUUUAUGAUGAUAUUAUUGAUCCCGAAAAUUAUCACCGAUCACUGUUGGAUUUUAAUGGAGAAGUGAAUAGGGAUACUACAAUUCGUCAAUUAUCGGAUUUUCAAAUAACCGACGCAGUGAACUGGUUAGAGAUAAGGUUACAGGAUAAUCGGUGUAGUGAUACCAGGUUUGGGGUGUUGAUAAUUGGAUCUAUUGUAUGUUUAUUCCAUUAUCGAUAUAUUAGUGAGCCAAAUAUUAUUGGAAAUAACGUCAUUAAACAAUUGAUGACGUUUAAUUUUCUAAAAGAUUACACGGGGCCGCAAGAAAUGAUCGAAUUGAGAUUGAAAUUGUUGAUGUUGGUAGAAAUUGCAACCAGGAAAAUGAUUUAUGAUCAAUUUAAACCUUAG